Cyphellophora attinorum is the source of this 1242-nucleotide messenger RNA. RefSeq names its product putative acyltransferase. The coding region runs from base 1 to 1242 and encodes 413 amino acids. The transcript is spliced from 2 exons. Lineage: Eukaryota; Fungi; Ascomycota; Eurotiomycetes; Chaetothyriales; Cyphellophoraceae. Gene Ontology annotation, molecular function: acyltransferase activity. The record is from RefSeq and is a predicted model, not a curated record. Gene Ontology annotation, cellular component: endomembrane system.
AUGGCGACCAACGGUGUCCGUAAGCGGACCACCGAGGGCGUGAAAGAAUCGGUCGAUGCCGUCUCUCAUGAGGCCAAGGCUGCACCACAACCCCAUCCUGCUGGCGAGGUCAAACACGGAGUUGGCGUCGAGGUUCUACGCGUCUUGCUCUUCACAUCAUGGUUCAUGUGCGUUGCAGUUGCUAUCAACGCUACGCAAAUCAUCGGCUGUCCGCUUUACUUCAUCAACAAGGAUUAUUACUACGCCUACAUGGCUUUAACGAAGCAAUCUUUCGGCAUCCUUAUCACCACAAUUACUCAAUGGUUCAGUCCGACCGUCAUUCGUGUGAGUUGGGACAAGAGUGUCCGAGGGCAACUCAAGAAGACCCCUGACGGGCGGCUGCAAUUGAGCUUUCCUGAGCGCCUGACUAUGCUUGCAAAUCAUCAGAUCUAUACCGAUUGGCUGUAUCUUUGGUGGUCCGCGUACGCGAACCGGAUGCAUGGUCACAUCUACAUCAUAUUGAAGGAGUCCCUGAAGUACAUGCCGAUCCUCAGCCCUGGCAUAAUGUUCUAUGGCUUUAUCUUCAUGGCUCGAAAAUGGGCUUCUGAUCAAUCGCGGAUAGCCUAUCGAUUACAGAAGCUGAAGGAGCGUCACCACGGCCCGUUAUCAGGGAGCGCGUCGUUGGAUCCGAUGUGGCUUUUGAUCUUCCCAGAAGGCACCAAUCUUUCCAGAAACACGAAGAAGCAAAGUGUGGCCUGGUCCGAAAAAUCGGGAAUUCCAGACCUUCGGCAUCAGUUGCUGCCACGUAGCACUGGUCUGCAGUUCUGCCUGGAGCAACUCGGCGACUCGAUAGAAUGGGUCUACGACUGUACCCUUGCAUAUGAAGGUGUUCCAAAGGGGGGAUAUGCUCCUGAAUACUUUACGCUUAGGUCGACGUACUUCCAGGGGCGUCCUCCGAAGUCUGUCAAUAUGUACUGGAGGCGAUUUGCGGUGUCGGAGAUCCCCAUUAAGGAUACCAAAGCUUUCGAGGCUUGGGUGUUGGAAAGAUGGAGGGAGAAAGAUGAGCUGCUGGAAACGUUCUACAACACUGGCCGAUUUCCGUCAGACGAGGGCGUCGACAAGCAGGAGGGCUACAUUGAGACUGACGUGCGAUUGUCAUCGUGGCUGGAGAUUGUACAGAUUUUCGUCGUCCUGCUAGCCCUGGCCAUGGUUGCGAACGUAGUGGUCAAACUGUGGGAGAUGCUGGUUGGCACUCGGUUAUGA